Molecule: messenger RNA, 3241 nt
Organism: Boleophthalmus pectinirostris (great blue-spotted mudskipper)
Lineage: Eukaryota; Metazoa; Chordata; Actinopteri; Gobiiformes; Gobiidae
Gene: mov10a
Product: Mov10 RISC complex RNA helicase a
Exons: 22
Coding region: 55-3078 (1007 amino acids)
Molecular function (GO): 5'-3' RNA helicase activity; RNA binding
Source: RefSeq, a predicted model, not a curated record
AACUUCCGUAUUUCGUUUUCGCGGAAAAAGUAGUCUGUAUGUCCUGCUCACAUCAUGCCGUCGGUUUUAAUUGAGUCCCUUGAAUGUGGACUGGACUUCAUAGAGUUUCUUGGAAACAGAAUAUCUAUUACAGACAAAAAGGAGCUUCGAGACAUCUACAACUCUGAGUUUAAGGGCAGGGAAGGAAUAAAAGACUCCUCUUUUUCUAGAGUUAUUUUUGCUCUUCUCAAAUUCAACAAAGUGAAUAUAAGGCAGGGUAAAAUUUACAUAAAUGCAAGACCUCAGGUUCGUGUGUACUGUGACCAAUGGAGAAGUCCCCGCCGGACCAAAGAACCCCAAAGUCCAAGCUCUGGCCAACAGGUCUCUGCAGAAACGCCCCCUCGUGCCUCUGCAGGGACCUCUCCCAUCGCGCCUGUGUUGACGCCAAAGAAAAAAAUAGUGACUGAAAUCCUUAAAAAAUUAAAGUCAAACAGAAAGGAGUUGACGGCUGAUAAGGGUGGCAUUGAGAUUACUUCCGAUCCAGCUGAAAGUGAAGGAAAGAUUCACUUUACAGUGGAACAUCUGAGAGAGUUGUUCACUGUCAGAUUCUGCAUCUUCAACAAAGGCACAGACUGUAUCCACUUCACCUACUACACUGCCCUUCACCGCAUACGCUGUUUCACACUGGAGGAUGAGAGGAGAGUGACCAGAGCCUGCCCACUCUUUCUUUGUCCUGGAGAAGUCUAUGAAGUGAAAGUCUUGUACAGACUAAGCCACUAUGGGUAUUUUCCUGCCACUAUGUACUUUGAAUUCUGCCCUGAAUUGCCAGGAUCAGUGCCUUUCUGUAUUGUACGGGAGAUUGAAGGCGCAGCCAGAACACCCUUGGCUGUGGAGCUGGGCCCAGUGGCUCCUUACAAACCAUUUCAAGCGGUAACCUACAGGCCUGUAGACACUGUCAUAGUGGAUGGAGUUCCACCAGUAAGCACUGUGACCCAGCCUGCAGUAACAGCCAAGUUAAGAGACUACAAAUACCCUCUGUACUUAAAGGAGUUAGCAAGACGAGGGUUGGAGGACUCUGAACACUUCUCGGCAACUACUAGACAAAAACUGGAAGCUGUGCAUAAUCUUUUAGACUGCCCUUUAAAAAUGAAGAACUAUGAUCAUCGCUUUCAUCUCCUGCUGUACCUUGAGGAGAUCCAAAUGGAGGUGGAUAUCCGGAAGUAUGACAUGCGCAAUGAAACAAUGACCCUGGACCAAAGUAACAAGAAGCUGCUUGUACUCAAAGUUCCAGGGGUCGCUGAGAACCGACCCUCCGUGCUAAGAGGAGACUGUCUGAAGGUGUCCAAAUCUGAAGACACAAUCUCCCCAAUCACCUUAUACACUGGAUAUGUUCACAGAGUAGAGUUGGAUAGAGUCAAACUUGGCUUCUCCAAGAGAUUGUUGCAGAUGUUUAUCAACAACAUGAAAUUUAAUGUGGAGUUUACUAUCAACCGGUUUCCUCUCAAGAUGCAACAUCGCGCUGUGGAACUGGCAGUAAAGAAUAAACUUGGAGAUAUGUUAUUUCCCACUAAGGCAGCUAAUAGCACUGUUCCUGUGCCCAAGCUCAGUAUGUUUAAUCGUCAGCUGGAAAACAACCCAGAGCAAUACGCCGCUGUGCAGCGCAUUGUAGCUGGCUCUUCAAAGCCUGCUCCACACCUUGUCUUUGGGCCUCCUGGAACUGGAAAGACCAUUACUUUGGUAGAGGCCAUGAAUCAGGUCAGCAGAGCUCACCCCGGGGCCCACAUUCUGGCCUGUGCCCCUUCAAACAGUGCCUGUGACCUGCUCUGUGAAAGACUGUUUGUGCACAUGGAUCAGCAUCAGGUGUACCGCCUGUAUGCCAGCAGCAGGGACCCCAAUACUGUUCCCAAGCAGCUUCUGAAACAUUGCAAUUGGGAUGAAAGUCAAGAUGCAUUUGUGUUUCCUGAGAAAGAGAUUUUGAUGAAAUACACAAUUAUUGUUACCACAAUGAUCACAGCUGGCAGACUGGUGUCUGUUGGUGUACCUGUUGGACAUUUCACCUAUGUUUUUGUGGAUGAAGGGGGCCAGGCAGUGGAGCCUGAGAGUGUCAUUCCUAUUGCAGGUCUGCUUAGUCCAGGGGAUGGUCAGCUUGUGCUUGCAGGGGACCCCAAACAGCUAGGGCCAAUACUCCGCUCUCCACUGGCUUUAAAGUAUGGACUUGGCAUUUCUCUCCUUGAAAGACUUAUGACUCAGAAUGAUUUAUACAAAAAAACGACUGACUCUGGCCACUUUGACACUCGCUUUGUAACCAAACUUCUCCGAAACUACAGGUCUCAUGCUGCUAUCCUGAAAGUCCCAAAUGAGAUGUUUUAUGAAAAUGAACUUCAGGUGUUUGCCGACCAGUGGGAACGUGAGACAUACUGCAAUUGGAAACACCUGCCAAAAAAGGGCUUCCCUAUAAUCUUCCAUGGGGUCAUGGGGAAGGAUCAGAGAGAGGCAAACAGCCCGUCUUUCUUCAAUGUUUCAGAGAUUGAAGUUCUGAUGGACUACCUUGUCAAGCUAAUUGAAACACAAGGGAAAAAGGGUCUACCAAAACUGUCUGCCAAAGAUAUUGGGAUUAUUGCUCCAUACAGGAAACAGGUUGAAAAAAUCCUAAAAGCCCUGAAGUCUGUCGAAGCAGUGAAAAAGUGGAGUGAUAUCAAAGAACUCAAGGUUGGCUCUGUGGAAGAGUUUCAAGGACAGGAGAGAAAGAUCAUCAUGGUGUCUACGGUUCGUAGCAGCAUCAAUUAUGUCAAGAUGGACAAAGAUUUUAACAUUGGGUUUCUUUCCAAUGAAAAGAGAUUUAAUGUAGCUGUGACCAGAGCACGGUCUCUGUUGAUAGUUGUGGGCAACCCUGUGAUUUUAAACAAAGACCCCACCUGGAAUAAGUUCAUAAGCUACUGUGUGAACGAGAAGGGGUACACUGGCUUUGACUUCAAUGAUGCAGAAGGAGAAGAGGAUGUUGUGUCUCGACUGGCAAGCCUGAAAAUCUGUGAUGGUAUUAUCGGGGAGGAGAGUGCCCUUCAGCAGUUUGUAGAUCUUGAAUGGAAAAAUGAGCAAUAGUCUGCUCAACUUUAAAUACUGAAUAAUGCAAGUUUGGAUCUCUUAUGGUAAUUAUGGUAAUUGCAUAAAGACAUUUAAAAAGAAACUCCACAUUGGUUGGUGGGUCAAACUGUUGUUGUAUUAAUAUUUGAUAUCUGAAAACAGAGCACUAUCAUGUCUUAAA